CCAGUUUGUAGCAGGUUUGCAAAUUCAUCUCAGAGGAGACGCACAUGAAACUACUUGAUCUCACUUCGGCAAUAAACGACGGAGAAAGAAACAUGAGGAAAACCCAGAAUCCUUUUGUUGUGAUGUGUGGGUAAAUAAAGUUAAGGAAUAAUUGACAAAGAUAAUCAACUUAUUUUAGCAGUAUACAUACGCAUUGGACACCAAAAUCUUGGAGUAUUGUCGUUUUGUGAAUUUUAACGCUGUUUUCACUCAGUUUGUGUUUAUAUCGAUAAUUGGUGUCAAAAGUGAUGGAUACAAAUUACAAAAUUGUGUUGGAAUGGUGGAAAUAUGCUUUCAUGAUCAGUUAACAUAACCUUUUAUCAUCCAAGUUCGAGCCUCGCAAAUAAUAUUAAUUGAAAUGGAUGUCGAAGAUCCUGGUGUAUAUAGAUUAGAAAAUAAGAAUGACGAACCAUGUGGACUUAUAGUUCGUAAAAAAGUUCCGUCUGAGGAUGACACUUUCAAAGUACCGGCUCCAAGAACCUCACUUUUUGGCUUGGAUAAAUUGGCUGAUUUUUCUCUUGUUAAUCAUGUAGCACAAAGGAGAAAAGAGAAAGAGCUUGGCAAUGAAGAGAAGAAAUCUAAAGAAAUGUCCUUUAGAGAUGAUGAAGAAGGAGGUCAAGAAAUUGAUAAUAAUACUGCUAAAAAGGGGCAUUCCCAAGCAAAGGAGAGGCAUUAUCGUUCCUCUCAAGAAGAGACUCCUUCCCAUACUGGGGGAAUCUCAAAGGAGGCACGUGAGCGAAUGAUUGAAAGACUACAAAGGAAUAAGGAACGUGGUGUCCAUGCCUCAUCAAAAGAUAGGAGGAAAGACCAUGAAAAAUAUGGUGAAAAUCGAUCCAGAAGAAGGGAUGAUAGGCACAGACGUUCCCGUGACCAUGAUAGAAGAUCACGCGAUAAAGAUCAUAGAGAUCACAAACGUGAUCGCAGUGAUAGAAGAAGCAGGGAUAGAGAUUGGGAGCAAGAAUCAGUGAGAAGUAGAUCGUCACCAAGGGAUAUGAAUGAAACACCUCGGUUUAAAGACGAACCACUUACUCCAGCCAUGAAAGUGAAAGAUCCGACUUCAAAGACGAGUUGGGAUGAAGAUGAUCCUACACCUUCUCGUUAUUCAAGCUGGGAUCAACCUACACCAAUGAUAGGUCGAAGUGAAGGUGAUUGGUCGGAACGUGGUUCACGGAGAGGAACUGACCGGAGAAGCCGUCUAGAUGAGACACCACGACCGACUCCUGCACAUCGAUUUAAUGUAUGGGCAAAGGAUAGAAAGAAGACCGGAGCAACUCCGAUUCCUGGGAAAGAAGGGGAAUUGCGGUGGUCAUCUGCUGAAGAUCGGCAGUUGUGGGAAGAGGAACAGCAGAGGUUAGAUCGGGAGUGGUACUCUUUGGAUGAUGGCUAUGAUGACCAUCAUAAUCCUUUUUCUAACUUAAGUGAAGAGUACACUAAGAAAAAAGAGGAACAGCUCGAACAAAGAAAGAGGAAAAGGAUGUCUGCACAACAGAGACAAAUUAACAAGGCAAGUUUUAAGAAUCUACUUUGUGUGUUGGAUAAUGAAUUGUGGGAGCGUAAUCGUAUGCUGACCAGUGGAGUGGUUCAUCAAGUAGAUGUUGAUGAAGAUUUCGAUGAAGAAAAUGUUGACAGAGUGCAUUUGUUAGUUCAUAAUAUUGUUCCACCGUUUUUAGAUGGACGCAUUGUAUUUACCAAGCAACCAGAGCCUGUUGUUCCUGUUAGAGAUCCCACAUCAGACAUGGCCAUGGUUGCUCGCAAAGGUUCUCCGCUAGUGCGUGCAUAUCGAGAACAGAAAGAGCGAAGGAAAGCUCAAAAGAAACAUUGGGAAUUAGCUGGAACUACAAUUGGCAAUAUCAUGGGGAUACCCAAGAAAGAAGAAUCGGAGCAGCAAGAACCUGAAGAAACUGAUUACAAGACUGGGCAGAAAUUCGCUGAACACAUGAAAGAUACACAAGAAGCAUCAAGUGAUUUUGCUAAAAAGAAGACAAUUCUUGAACAGCGGCGGUAUUUACCAGUUUUUGCAGUUCGUCAAGAGCUUCUAAAUGUAAUUCGUGAGAAUAGUGUUGUGAUAAUCGUGGGUGAAACUGGCAGUGGAAAAACAACACAACUGACUCAGUAUUUACAUGAAGAUGGAUAUAGUCGAUAUGGAAUGAUAGGUUGUACCCAGCCUCGUCGUGUUGCUGCCAUGUCAGUAGCUAAACGUGUCUCUGAUGAAAUGGGUACCCAUUUAGGUGAUGAGGUUGGAUAUGCUAUUCGUUUUGAAGAUUGCACUUCAGAGAAAACAAUCAUUAAGUACAUGACUGAUGGUAUUCUUCUGAGAGAGUCCCUCAGAGAAGCUGAUUUGGACAAUUACAGUGCUAUCAUUAUGGACGAAGCCCAUGAACGGUCCCUCAGUACAGAUGUUUUAUUUGGAUUGUUGAGAGAGGUGGUUGCUCGAAGACAUGACUUAAAACUUAUUGUUACUUCAGCAACAAUGGAUGCAACAAAGUUUGCUAUGUUUUUUGGGAAUGUACCCACCUUCACUAUACCUGGUCGAACCUUUCCUGUUGAUACAUUCUUCAGUAAAAAUCCAGUGGAAGAUUACGUUGAUUCUGCUGUUAAGCAAGCUCUUCAAAUUCAUUUACAGCCACAAGAAGGUGAUAUAUUAAUUUUCAUGCCUGGUCAGGAAGACAUAGAAGUAACAUGUGAAGUUUUAGCAGAACGUCUUGGAGAAAUUGACAAUGCUCCCCAGUUAUCUGUACUACCUAUCUAUUCACAAUUACCAUCAGAUUUACAAGCAAAGAUUUUUCAACGAUCCCAGGGAGGUCUGCGUAAAUGUGUUGUAGCUACAAACAUUGCAGAAACCUCUUUGACAGUGGAUGGUAUAAUGUUCGUGGUAGAUUCAGGAUAUUGUAAGUUAAAGGUCUACAACCCUCGCAUUGGAAUGGAUGCUUUGCAGAUAUACCCCAUCAGCCAAGCCAAUGCAAAUCAACGUUCAGGCAGAGCUGGAAGAACUGGACCUGGGCAGUGCUUUCGGUUAUACACAGAAAGGCAAUACAAGGAUGAAUUACUGGUUACUACUGUUCCGGAGAUUCAGAGAACAAAUCUGGCCAACACUGUUCUUCUUCUGAAAUCUUUAGGAGUUCAAGAUCUUUUACAAUUUCAUUUCAUGGAUCCUCCGCCACAGUUGUGGAUUCUUGGAGCUUUGGAUCACACCGGUGCGCUGACGGCUCUUGGCCGACAAAUGGCAGAGUUCCCUCUGGAUCCACCACAAUGUCAAAUGCUCAUAGUCUCCUGUCAGAUGGGAUGUUCUGCUGAUAUUCUUAUAAUAGUUUCCAUGCUGUCGGUUCCUUCAAUCUUCUACAGACCAAAGGGGCGGGAGGAAGAAGCUGAUGCCGUUCGAGAAAAAUUUCAAGUACCUGAGUCUGACCAUCUCACAUAUCUAAAUGUUUAUAACCAAUGGAAAACAAAUAACUAUUCAGCAGCUUGGUGCAAUGAUCAUUUCAUUCACGUAAAGGCUAUGCGAAAGGUGCGUGAAGUACGACAACAAUUAAAAGACAUUCUUGUACAGCAAAAAAUUGAAGUUGUAUCAUGUGGCACUGAAUGGGAUAUAAUAAGGAAAUGCAUUUGUUCAGCCUACUUUCACCAAGCAGCACGACUAAAAGGUAUAGGAGAAUAUGUGAAUUGUAGAACAGGCAUGCCAUGUCAUCUACACCCUACUUCUGCUCUGUUUGGCAUGGGUUUCACCCCAGAUUAUGUGGUGUACCAUGAACUUAUAAUGACAACAAAGGAAUACAUGCAGUGUGUAACAGCUGUGGAUGGUCAUUGGCUGGCAGAAUUAGGCCCGAUGUUCUUUUCUGUGAAAGAGACUGGGAGGUCAGGCCGUGCAAAGAGACGCCAGGCUUUGGAGCAUCUCCAGGAAAUGGAAGGGCAAAUGCGAAUAGCACAAGAGCAGAUGCGAGCCCAAAAAGAGGAGCAAGAGCGACAAAACUUAGGUGCCCGAACGGCCGAAAUUGUAACUCCCGGAGUCCGAGAGCCUGGCACACCAGUUACACCACGUCGAACUCCCUCUAGGUUUGGACUGUGAAGUGUUAGUAGAAACAAAGUAUUAUGUGAGGGAAUUUGAAGAGAGAAUUCUUAUUUUUAUUGCAACUUUGUACAUUUGAUGAACUGACGUACAUCAUGGACAAAAUUUUAUCGUUAAUUUUAUGUACAUAAAUAUGAUUGUAUUAAAAUUGUCUUAUGUACAAACUUUUUAUUUUUGUUUCUUUUGUAUUU
This is a messenger RNA of Gryllus bimaculatus (two-spotted cricket), 4293 nucleotides long. Lineage: Eukaryota; Metazoa; Arthropoda; Insecta; Orthoptera; Gryllidae. The record is from the annotation of a GenBank genome assembly.